AUGUCUGGACCUGAGGAAAGGGGUGGCAGAGGUGCUGGUGGCAGUGGAGAAGCUCAAGCUCAAGGCCAACCCCGUGAUUCAGCCAUGGCGCCCAUGCAACCAAGUCUUGGCCCACCUAGGGAUGAGCCUAGGGUGUUUGGGCUUGACAAGUUCAACGGUGACAACUUUGCUGAAUGGUCCUUCAAGAUGGAGAACAUCUUUGACCACUAUGACCUGCUGGAGGUGAUGGAAGGUACGGAGAAGCGCCCCGAGAACGACCCGGAGAAGAGCCCGUGGGUGCGGAAGAGCGCACAAGGCUAUCUCUUACUUGGGCAAGCGUUGGGGAGCAGUCAGAUCCGUCACAUCAAGCCAUUCCAGCGUGAACCAGAGAAAGGACCAAAGGCAUGGGCUGCUCUCAAGGGUGUACAUGCUCCUGCAACAGCGGCGGUAGCGGUGGUGUUGGAACGGCAAAUGGCGGCACUACGAAUUGAAGAAGACGAAGCGGUUGAAGAAGGGGUGCAGAAAUUCUUCGACUUGUUGACGCGGCUUGAGGGAGCUGAUUUGAACUACAGUGAGCUCCAAAAGAAGACCAAGUUGCUGGCCUUACUCCCAGAGUCAUGGUCCUCGCUCAUCAUCAACCUUAAUCGCGACUUGCCCCGCCUCUCGCUUGAAGACGUGAAGCGAGCUAUCCUUCAAGAGGAUUUCCGCCGCCGUGAGUUGGCGAGUGCGGAUGGCGCUGGGGCAGCGAGCAUCGGCCGUGGAUAUGGUCGAGGAAGAGGCAGAGGACGAGGGGGAGGAAGGUUUGGUGGCAGCAACUUCGGCGGAGGCCGCAGGAGUGGCGGUUACGGCAGCGACGACAAGAGCUACGGACGCGGUCGCGGCCGAUUCGACGGCGAGUGUCACUAUUGCCACAAGAGCGGACACAUGUGGCGCGACUGCUACAAACUCCCUGAUGGUUGGACCCCUGCUCAAGGCCAAGAGGGUAGAGGAGCAGGAGGAGGGAGAGGACGAGGCCGUGGAGGCCGUGGCGGUCGGGGUGGCGGAGCUGCAAACAUGAAGAGCGGAGACAACGACAAGGACCCGAGCGACGAUCGAUACCCGGGUCUAUUCUACUUCGUGUCGACGCAAGUACCGACUGGUCCAGAGAAGGAUGAAGGCUUUGAGGAGCCAGCAGCUGUGGGGAAGGUGACCCUACACCCCCUGGACUAUUGGGUGAUUGAUAGUGGCGCUACCUAUAGCAUGACACCUCGCCCGGACUUGCUCACCGAACUCGAGCCGUCACCGGUGAAGCAUGUCACAUCGGCUUUGGGGCAGCGAGCAGAGGUGAAAGGCAUGGGCAAGGCCAUGUUCAAGGGUGCUGAUGGGAAGAUGGUGGGCCUCAAGAACGUGCUUUGGGUGCCCAGCCUUGCUGCAAACCUGAUUUCCGUGCGGCGGUUGGCAAAGGCCGGCAUGGACACGAACUCGAAGGGAGCCAAGACCUACACCGCAAGGCUUGGCGAUCGAAUUCUUUGGGACCUUCAUGAGGACAGGGAUGUCUACAACGAGAUGUGGCAGAUCCCAGUGGUCCCUAUGCCUAAGGAGAGGCAAGUGGCAGCAAGCAUCAGCACCAAGGAUGGAGCGGUCGGUAGCGACGAUGGCGCGAACGGUCGCGCUAAGGAGAAUGAGCUCAAGAAGAGCAAACCUGGAGGGACCAGCAAGUUUAGUGAACCUAAGGAGAGUGGUGCAGCAACCAAGGAGCAGCAAAAGGGUGAGGAGAACCCAGAGGCAGCAGCGGAGGAGGACUACGGAGAGAGUAUGUGGGGCGCUAUUGCGAGCGCGGCAUUCUCCAAUCCAACUUCGGCUACGGGGGAGUGUGAUUGGCUCACCUUGCAUCGGCGCAUGGGGCAUGUGGCCCUGCCCAUCUUGCAGCAGCUAGUGAAGAAUGAGAUGGUUGCUGGCAUACGUGUGAAGGGGGAGCCCGAUGAGGUGCUUGGCUGCCCGACGUGCAUUCAAGCCAAGUUCACCCGGUUUCCGUUCCCUAGUUCGGAGGCAACGGCAAAGGCACCGCUUGAUGAGGUGGUGAUGGAUGUGGUGGGCCCCCUGAAGCUUGGAGCUGCUGGAGCUGAGUAUUUUCUCACCAUUGUCGACGUCUACACCCGCAUGACUUGGGUGUACGUGCUGGCCAAGAAGAGCGACGUGGCUGAAACGUUGAAGACGGAUUGGUUUCCGAUGGUGGAGCGGCAACAAGACCGUCUAGUCAAGUCAAUCCGCACCGAUCGAGGGGGAGAGUUCCUGAGCAAGGAGUUUGGGUUGUGGCUGAAGAAGAAUGGUAUUCGGCACUCUCUCACCAUGCCAUACUCCCCUGAAAUGAACGGCAUCGCCGAGCGAGCGAACCGCACAAUCACGGAGGCGGCACGCGGGUUGCUCAUUGAAGCCGGGCUACCCGACUAUUUCUGGCCUGAUGCGGUGCGGAGCGCGUGUGUGGCCAAGAACAGAGCAUUGACUCAUGUGGGAGCAGACAAAUGGGUGCCCUAUGUGGAGUGGCUAGGAAGGAAGCCAAAGGUGGAUAUGCUUCGGGUGUUCGGGUGCAUGUGCAUGGCGCUCGUGCCUAAGCAUCUUCGGCACAACAAGCUUGGUGCCAAGGCGGUGUGGGCCGUGCACUUGGGCAUGGCUCAAAACAGCAAGGGAUGGCUUCUUUGGGACCCAUUCACCAAGAAGUUCUUGGUGAGCAGGGACUGCAAGUUCAUGGAGAACUUCAUGUACAAGGAUUGGAAGGCGGAGAAUGAGGCGAAGAUAGGCGUGCGGUUUGGGGAGGUGAAGAGUUCCGGUUUGGAGCAUGUGGAGCUGCCUUUGGAGCUGAGCAGCGGCAGCACAACCACAAGGCAAUCCUCCCUUGUGAAUGGGGGAGAGGAGGCCAAUGAUGCAGAGGAAGAAGAGGAGGAGGUGCAGCAAGGCAAGACAGCCCUGGCCGGAGCGGCAAUGAUGGUCGGAGACGACGAGGAGAGUGACUACGAGGAGUGUGCCUUCGCGUUCUUCUCUCCGGUGGAGAUGCCGGGAGAACCAGCAACUCUCAAGGAGGCUUUGGAGAGUAGUGAUGCUGAGGAGUGGAAGAAGGCCAUGGAGAGUGAGCUGAAGAGCAUCGAGGAGAAUGACACGUUUGAAUUGGUGGAGCUACCGGAGGGGCGUACGGCGAUAACAUCCAAGUGGCUCUUCAAAAUCAAGUCGGAUGCCGACGGCAAGAUCGAGCGCUACAAGUCUAGGCUUGUAGCCAAGGGGUACCAGCAGAAGGAGAAGGUGGACUUCAAGGAGCUGUUUGCCCCUGUGCCAGAGGGGUUUGAUGAUGGUAGUGGCAGAGUGUGGAAGCUGAAGAAGGCCCUCUAUGGGCUGAAGCAGGCCCCUAGGCAAUGGUACAUGAAGCUGCGCGAAGUGUUGGAGGGGAUCGGCUUCACUCCCUCAACGGCCGAUCACUCCUUGUUCAUGCUUGGCGAGGGGGAGCAGAGGAGUUUCAUGGUGGUUUAUGUGGAUGACAUCCUCAUUUUCUCACCCUCUUCUGACCUUGUGAAGGAGGUGAUGCUGAAGCUUCAAGACAAGUUCAAGUGCAAGGCCCUUGGUGACGUGAGCUUCUACCUUGGGCUCCACAUCGAACGAGAUGUGGAGAAGCGGUGCAUGCGGGUGCAUCAACGAAAGUACCUGGAGGCAUUGGCUGCCAACUUUGGGCAGAGUGAAGGCCAUGUGGCUACACCCUUUCCCUCUGGGUUCAAGUGUGUGAAGGGACCAGAGGAGGAGAGCGUUGGUGAAGAGGAGAGGCGCCGAUUUCACUCGUUGGUGGGCAGCCUCAUGUAUGCGGCGGUAAACACCCGACCGGACGUCGCGUUUGCUACCGGGCAGCUGGCUAGGGUUGUGCAAUGCCCUAAUGAGGAGCAGGUAGCAGCUGGAAUGAGGGUGGCCAAGUAUCUUGGCCAAACACCGACCGUUGGGCUGCAAUACUCGGCGGCGGCACAAAGGCGCCAAAAGGGCGCGGAUGGUGUUGAACCCGGGCGUUUGUUCCUCACCGCCUACUCGGAUGCUUCAUAUGCAUCAGAACCAGAGGACAUGACAAGUGUGGGAGGCUUCAUAUGCUGUGUUGGUGGAGGCCCAACUGCUUGGGAGAGCAAGAAGCAGGUUGACCAAGCUUUGAGCUCGGUGGAGUCCGAGUACAUGGCACUCUUCCGUGCCGUACGGGAGAUUGUGUGGCAGCGGCGUUUGUUGGCUGAAUUGGGGGAGGAGCAGCAAGGACCUACCCCACUGUACUGUGACAGCCAGGGUGCCAUUGCUCUUGCUAAGAACCCUGUGUUGCAUGGACUCACGAAGCACAUGAGGGUGAAGUGGCAUUGGACGAGGAGCAUGGUAACCGCGGGUGAAGUUGAGUUGCGCUACGUGAAGACCACGGGGCAGCCGGCUGACAUGAUGACCAAGAGGCUGGUGGAGCAGCAGCAUUGGAAGUGUUGCAAGUUGGCUGGGAUGGCUCUGAACUGA
Messenger RNA from Closterium sp. Naga37s-1, 4473 nucleotides. Lineage: Eukaryota; Viridiplantae; Streptophyta; Zygnematophyceae; Desmidiales; Closteriaceae. The record is from the annotation of a GenBank genome assembly.